AUGUCUGCGCGCGACCCGCGAUCUUCAUCGACCCAGUCGCUCGUCCCGGAUGCCGAAACGGCCGGCAGGCGACGGCUGCUGUUAGUCUUCAUCCACGGCUUCUUGGGGGACGAAACCAGCUUCCGGAGCUUCCCAGCACAUGUGCAUAAUCUCGUGACCAUUACUCUCGGCGACUCGCACGUUGUGCAUACCAAGUUAUACCCAAAGUAUCGAUCGCGCUACGCUCUCGAGGUCGCAAGGGACGAGUUCUCCAAAUGGCUCGCACCACAUGAGAACCCUUGGACCGAUGUCAUUCUCCUUGCACACUCCAUGGGCGGACUGAUUGCUGCCGACAUAGCUCUACUAUUCCGCCACCGCAUCAUUGGCACUAUCAACUUCGAUGUUCCCUUCGUUGGUAUGCAUCCCGGUAUCGUGAAAGCUGGACUUGGGAGCAUCUUCAAACCAUGGCCCAUGCCAGAGGAGGCCGCAGUAGAGGCGGAGGCGGAUCCGACUUCGAGUGGGAAAAGGCUGAGCCGCAUGAAUACGCUCUUCAACCCCAGACCAUCCGACCCCAACUUCAACCCAACUUUCUACAACGAUGUGCAUCUCCCAGUUCGGAAAGGCUGGGAAAACACGCUGCAUUGGCUGAACAAACACUCAAACGGCAUCGUCAAAGCUUCAAAAGGCUUGGUGAGAUCGCACCUGGAGUUCGGUGGCGCCAUGGCAGACUAUCGCUCUCUGAAGGCCCGUUAUGCGAGGAUCCGGGCUUUGGAAGAAGACGACGAGAAGAAGAGGAGAUCUGCGAAUCCCGAAGUUGAGGAUCCCCCCCGCAUACGAUUCGCGAAUUACUACACCGCCAGCACAGGGAGGCCAAAGAAGCCAAAGUCUCCAAAAUCGCCGUCUCCAUCUCGGCCGGCCAGCAGAGGAUUACAACACCAAGAUAGUAACACCACCGCGCUUACCUCUGCCUCGCAGUUGACGCUGAAUACAACUCCGCCGGAUACUACGCCGAGAAGCCCUCGAAUUUCAGUCGAGCAACAUCGGGACAACGAAGUGGUGCCCGUUACACCAGAAAUGCCACCAUCCGCGACGUCUCCGAUAGGAGAGUUACCGUUUGGGGAGAAUCCUGUAGAGAAAGAUGGACCUCACUUACCUGAGAUCCCGCCCAUACCCCAGGAGCCGCCAUUUGUCGAUCUUUCACUGUACACCGAUGAAGCGCAGAUGGAAUCGGCUGAGAAAGAGUACGAGCAAGCCAGCAAAGAGUAUCAGCAGGCAGUCAAGUCACGCAACAAGGUCAUCAAGGAGCGAUCGAAAAUGCAGGAGAAAUUCAGGAAACAGAAGGAAAAGGAACUCACACGAAAGAAAGUUCCUAUUCACGAAAAGAAGACAGAGAGCGCUAUUGAGCCCGAGCAGCUCGAGGAAGACUUUGGCGUUAUGCAGCUGGGAGUGACCGGACAGUCUCACAGCCAAGGGGCGAGCCCAUACGGUAACUACGAUUUCUCGCACAGCGCCAUCUUGAACCAAGUGGACCCGAACGAGCAAAGCCAUCCGUCGUCCACGUAUACGGAUUCGACAUAUUCGCUUGCAACAACAGACACGAAUGCGUCUACGCCGGGGCCCGAAGGCGCUCCCAAGAAGAAGCGCCUCAAGAAGUUCUGCAUGCUGCCGCCCAAAGAUGCGUAUGGUAAUAAGGAUCCCACGUGGAUUCGUGUCUUCAUGGAAAACAUCGAUGAAGUCGCGGCACAUACGACGUUAUUCUUCAUGGGUGAGACGUACGAGCGACUCGUAGGAGAUGUAGGCGCGCGAAUCGAAGACUGGGUCAGAGAAGCGGAGAGUCUGAGAGUUGCAAGGGAGAUGGGAGGCCUGGCUUGA
Messenger RNA from Trematosphaeria pertusa, 1851 nucleotides. RefSeq lists its product as uncharacterized. The record is from RefSeq and is a predicted model, not a curated record. Bases 1 to 1851 code for a protein of 616 amino acids. NCBI's taxonomy places the organism in Eukaryota, Fungi, Ascomycota, Dothideomycetes, Pleosporales, Trematosphaeriaceae. The transcript has 2 exons.